Molecule: messenger RNA, 1497 nt
Organism: Truncatella angustata
Lineage: Eukaryota; Fungi; Ascomycota; Sordariomycetes; Amphisphaeriales; Sporocadaceae
Product: n-ethylammeline chlorohydrolase
Exons: 2
Coding region: 1-1311 (436 amino acids)
Molecular function (GO): hydrolase activity, acting on carbon-nitrogen (but not peptide) bonds
Source: RefSeq, a predicted model, not a curated record
AUGGGCCGCAUCGUUAUCACGAACGCGACAGUCCUGACGCUGGACGAUCAGGACUCGUUCUACUAUCCCGGAUAUGUGGAGAUCAUAGAUGAUCGGAUCUGCAAGCUGGGACAAUGGGCCGAAGACGAUGCGUUGGAUGAGUACGAUGGCGAAACAGAGUUCAUCGACGGGAAAGAUAAACUCGGGUUCAACGACGACCUGCCACUGUGGGAAUACCUGGACGAGGUCUGGUAUCCGGCCGUGCGGGCAAUGACGCCAGAGACGACCAAGCUCGCGGCGUUGUACUCCUACACCCAGGCCGUCAAGUCCGGCACGACGACCGUGAACGACAUGUAUCGCCAUGUGCCGUCCCUGGCCGCGGCCGCCGAGCAGAUCGGACUCCGCGCAGUCCUGUCCAACGACGUCGCCCUGCCGGAGCACCGCCUCGACACCAUCGAGGACAACAUCAGCGCGUUCCACCAGGUCGACGGCGCCGCCGGCGGCAGGGUCAAGGUCUGGAUGGGCAUCGAGUGGCUGCCGCUGGCCGACAUGGGCCUGCUGCGGCAGGUCGCGGCGGCGAAGAGGGAGCUGAAGACCGGGCUGCACAUGCACCUGUGCGAGUCGCGGAGCGAGAUCGCCGACUGCGCGCGGCGGUACGGUGGCAGGAGCCCCGUGCAGGCCGCCCACGAGGCCGGGCUGCUGGGCCCGGACACCGUGGCGGCGCACUGCGUGCACCUGACGGACGCGGACGUGGCGCUGCUGGCGCGCACGGGGACGCACGUCAGCGUGAACUCGGGCAGCAACGCCAAGCUCGGCAGCGGUGUGGCGAGGCUGGAGCCCCUGGCCGCCGCGGGCGUCAACUGCGGGCUGGGCGUCGACGCGUGCGAGUGCCACAACAGCUUCGACCUGUUCGAGGAGAUGAAGAUCACGAGCUACGUGCAGCGCGCGCUGCACGAAGACCCGGCCCUCGGAAAGCCCGGCCAGGUCCUGCGUAUGGCGACGCGGAAUGGCGCCCGGGCGCUAGGCGUCGAUGCGGGCACUCUGGAAGCGGGGAGGAAGGCGGAUGUCGUGCUUCUGGAUCUCAGGAAGGAUAUGAUGUUUACGCCCCUGCUGAAGGCACCGCUCGAUGCGAGGCGGAGGCAGCUGGAGAGCCACUUGGUGUUUGGCUGCAACGGGACGGCUGUGGAGACUGUCAUUGUCGACGGGAACGUUAUCGUCAGAAACAGGAAGGUCUUGGGCGUUGAUGAGAAUCAGAUAAGGGAGCGGAUGGAUGCGGUAUUCGAGGACGUCGUGGCAGAUAUUGAGAGGAAGAAGAUGAUACGGUCUAAAUGAUCGCAGAGGUUCCACCGCUCCUGCGGUCCUUGUACUCUGCACUCGUAACGAGCACUCAAAUGACGUAUAGUUCGGCACGCAGCUCUAUUACAUAUCUAGGCUGUCGCACUGCUAGUGUAUGGUCGGACUCAGCUGAUAGAAUACGCCACGAGUAGCCGAUCUGUUUACUCCCACAACCGCCAUGAG